Molecule: messenger RNA, 732 nt
Organism: Closterium sp. Naga37s-1
Lineage: Eukaryota; Viridiplantae; Streptophyta; Zygnematophyceae; Desmidiales; Closteriaceae
Source: the annotation of a GenBank genome assembly
AUGCACGAGUUGGCAAGGGAAAUAGCCGUUCCUCCAGGACUCAACUGGGCCAAGGGGAGGUUGUGCUCCGACGAUGGCAUGGGCACGGGUUUCAGAGGGGUGAUCUGCGAUGACUAUGGGUUCCCCAUAUCCAUAGCACCAGUGAUUCCAGAUGGGGAGGUUGGAAGAGGCUUCUCUCAACUACCAACAGCCCUCGCUAAACUCACAACCGUUACACUUCUCUCCUUCAACGCCUUCCAGCUCAACGCCAAGCUCUCCUCAUUCGCCCUUGUCGUCAAAUGCAUGCCCCGCCUCAAAUACCUGGACUUGUCAGUCAACUCACUCUAUGGCCUCAUACCACCUUACCUCACCCAGUCUGACUCCAUCGAGUUCCUAUCCCUCUAUGCCAAUCAACUGACAGGACCCAUCCCCCCCUUCUCUCCCACUCUCAAGUCACUCCAAAUCCACCAUAACUUUCUCUCGGGCAGGCUGCCCGCUGCCCGCCACCUCAUCGACUUGGCUAAGAGGACGUGUGCUUGUAAAGGGGGGAAUGUGUGUGUGCCUGUAUAUGAUAGUGAUGAUGGGGAUGGGAGCAGCGAGGGGGUGGAGAACGCAGGAAAUUCUCCAGACGCAUGGGUGUGUUCCAAAUGCCCCGUGGGGACGUUCCAAUUCGCCAAUACCUGUGUGUCAUGCAGGAAGCUGUACUUCACUCAGUGCUACAGGAGAUGGACCAAGAGCAAGUUCUCCUGCUAA